AGUUGGAGCACACCACAAUGGUGAAGCUGGCAGCAGUCCUUUGCUACGUAGGUGGUUUUCUGCUUACAGCAGCAGCAGGUGAUGGUGAUUUUGAAUUAGCUGACGCUCUUGACCCUGGUUUGCCCACCAGGCGACCGAAUCCAGCUACUAAAAAGCCACCUAUGGGUGGAACGAGACCCCGACCACAACUGUAUCCGGAUCUUAGACCAUAUUCAGAUGACCAUGGAAAUGGCGGUGGCAACCCCAGACCCAAUAUGUAUCCUGACCAUAAACCACAGUCAGGUGACCAUGGGAAGGAUGGUGAUUUUACUGACUUGGAUCUCAAUGAUGGGAAACCUCUACCUCCAUCAGGUGGGAGAGAUCACAUUGAAAGUCAUGGUGGAAAUACUGUGGAUUCUAGUUCAACAGCUCAGAUUACAUCCCCAGUCGUGGCUGUGGUUGUGCUGUUGUGUGCAGGAGCAGUUUUUGGCUAUACUGCUUACAAGCAAAAGAGAUACUGUUUCAAGUCUAGAGGUGGGCCGGUAGUCUAAAACUCAGGAGAGUAACUGAGAAACAUUGGCUUGUAGAAGAUCAUCCAAACCUUAAUGCACUCUCUUAGCGUUAUGUAUAAAUUCCCUCGUUCUGGUUUUGUGCAAUAUGACAUUUUACUUGGGUGAAAACUGAAAAGUGGUCUUUCAAAGCUGAGGCUAAUUAAAGAUAUAAGUGCGGAAGUGUUCUGAUACUAUAAAGUAUUUCUAAAAAGCAUGUUUGAUUUUAUUGUCUUUUAUCUAUAAUUUCUAUUUAUGCUUGGGUAAAUGCAACAUAGUUAAUAUAGUGGUGGUUGUUUGGGGCAACAUUUACAUUUUUGUCAUAAAUUCACAAAAUCAUGAUAAAUGUU
This is a messenger RNA of Pogona vitticeps (central bearded dragon), 877 nucleotides long. It is a transcript of the gene XG, whose product is annotated as Xg glycoprotein (Xg blood group). Lineage: Eukaryota; Metazoa; Chordata; Lepidosauria; Squamata; Agamidae. Gene Ontology annotation, cellular component: plasma membrane. Gene Ontology annotation, biological process: homotypic cell-cell adhesion; T cell extravasation; positive regulation of neutrophil extravasation. The record is from RefSeq and is a predicted model, not a curated record.